Molecule: messenger RNA, 3558 nt
Organism: Poecilia reticulata (guppy)
Lineage: Eukaryota; Metazoa; Chordata; Actinopteri; Cyprinodontiformes; Poeciliidae
Source: RefSeq, a predicted model, not a curated record
AUGUCUGACCAAGCCUUGAUCUUUAUUGCAGUGCUCAGUUCUCUGCUUCAUGGACGUGGUGAAGAAAACAAGGCAACUCUGGCUGCAGACAUAACAACCAUUCCACCAGGGGGCAGUGUGACAUUAACCUGUUCUGCAGACAAACCUGCUGGUUUAACAUUUGAGCUCUUCAGAGGACGUCCACCCAACUAUCAGACCAGAGUUUCUCCUCGAUCAGAUGGAGUUUUCAACAUCACAGAAGGAGGAAUCUACACCUGCAGAGGAUAUAGACCUGGGGGAAACGUUGAGACAACUAUGAGUGAUGACGUUAUUAUACAGAACACUGAAAUAAAGGCAACUUUGACUGCAGACAUAACAACCAUACCACCAGGGGGCAGUGUGACAUUAACCUGUUCUUUGGACAAACCUGCUGGUUUAACAUUUGAGCUCUUCAAAGGACGUCCACCCAACCAUCCGACCAGAGUUUCUGCUCAAUCACAUGGAGUUUUCAGCAUCACAGAAGGAGAAAUCUACACCUGCAGAGGAGUUAUUACAGGGACAAUGUUCAUAACAUCUGAGAGUGAUGAAGUCACCAUUUCUAAUACAGUUUCCAACAGAGUUUUGGUUUCACAACCAAACUGGACUCCAAUAUACAAAGGAGAGAGAAUCACUCUGAGAUGUGAGAUCCAGGAUGGAGGAACUGAGUGGACGUAUGAAUGGAAAAAAAACAACACAAACUCUCAAUCAUCUAGUGAACACAUGAUCAUCACAGUUACUGAGGCUGACAGUGGAGAAUACAGCUGCAUGGGUAGAAGAGGCUACGAGUUAACAGGAUGGAGUGAAGCCAUAAAACUGACAGUAUCAUCUCACAAACCCAGAGCCACACUGAAGGCAAAGGAAACAAUCAUACCAGCAGGGGGCAGUGUUACUCUGAACUGCUCUGUUGAAAGAUCUACUGGCUGGGAAUUCUUCUGGCACAAAUAUGGGCCACAUUAUCCUGCAGAUGAAUCCUUCAGAAACACAGAACCAGAUGGAACCUUCAGUGUCUCAGAGGGAGGAAAGUACAGAUGCUUAGGAGGAAGACGUGGAAGAGGAGACCCAAUUUUCACAUCAGAAACCAGUGAAGAGGUCAAAAUUCAGAAAACUGUUUCUAAGCCGACUGUGAUCCAGCGACCCAACUGGUCUCUGAAAGAAGAUAAAGUCAGUCUGGAGUGUUUUAUCCAGGAAGAAGCUCAGUGGACGUAUGAAUGGAGGAAAAACAAGCUAAAUUAUAAUUCAACAUCCAAGAUCAUCACAGCUGACAGUGGAAAUUACAGCUGCAGAGGAACAAGUGACUAUCUCUUAGCACAUUGGAGUGAUGUCAUCACAUUAACAAGCUAUCCCAAUAAACCCAGUUUGAUUCUACAACCCAACUGGUCUCAGAUCUAUAGAGGAGAGAAAAUCACUCUGAGAUGUGAGAUCCAGGGAGGAACUCAGUGGACGUAUGAAUGGAGACCAACCAAUAGAAACUCUCCAACAUCCAGUGAAUACAGGAUCAACUCAGCUACUAAUGCUGACAGUGGAGAAUACAGCUGUAGAGGAAACAGAGGAAGGUUUUCCUCUACACCAUGGAGUAAUGUUGUUAAAAUAACUGUGUCGUCUCCCCCUCAGCCUGUCCUCUCUGUGUCUCCAUCAUGGCUGAAUCCUGGAGCCUCAGUGACUCUGAGCUGUGAGGGUUUGGAGCAUCAACCAGCAGGAUGGAGGUUCUUCUGGUAUAAAGCUGUUCCUGAUCCAUCCAAGUGGAACCAGAAACCGUUCUACAGCUAUGAGCUGCUUCCUGGCAGCACCAACGGGACUGAGCAGAACUUCAUCAUUAAUGGACCGACUCACACAGCAGGAUUUGUGUGCAGAGCAGGAAGAGAACAACUGAUUUACACUGAUUACAGUGAACCAAAGUUUAUCUGGUCUGCAGAUCCUCAUCCAGCAGCUUCUCUCUCAGUGAAUCCUGACAGAGUUCAACACUUCAGAUCUGAAUCUGUAUCUCUGAACUGUGAGGGAAAAACUGCUGAGUGGAGAGUGAGGAGGUUUAUAGGAAGAGGAGAACUAUCAUUCAUGACCUGCUCCAUCUGGGGGAAAAUGACUGGAUCUACAUGUACCAUUAAAAUAUACUCGUCUGAUAGUGGAAUGUACUGGUGUGAGUCAAAAUCUGGAGAGUUUAGCAAUGCUGUCAACAUCAGUGUACAGGAUGAUUAUUAUGAUGGUAUUAUCCUGCUGAGUCCUGUUCAUCCAGUGACUGAGGGAGAUCCUGUUACUCUGAGAUGCAGAAAUAAAGAUCAACAUCUUCUCUCCAAUGUGUUUUUCUAUCAUAAUGAUAAACUCAUCCAUAAUGACAGUAGAGAGGAGCUGAAUAUCUCUGCAGUGUCAAAGUCAGAUGAAGGUUUCUACAAAUGUCAACAUUCAGGAAAAGAUUCACCAAGGAGCUGGAUGUCUGUUAGAGUAACUUUUACCACUUCAGUCAGCUCUUCAUUUCCUGAAAUGUUGAUCGUUGGACCAGUUGUUGGAAUCGUUCUCAUUAUUUUCAUUAUUCUCCUGGUCUUGUUGUGGUGCUGCAGACGAUCCAGAGGUCUGCGCUGCAUCAGGUCAAAGGGUUCACAGACCAGAGGCCAGAGUUCCACCACAAACCAGCCUGAAAGUCAUGAAUAUAGAUCUCUCUCUCAUGAGAAUGCUCAUCUCUACGACACAAUAGGCUCGGCUGAAGCUGCUGGAAAUGCAGCAGAUGAACACCCAGAAGUUACAUACUCUCUUAUUGAAAUGAAAUCCUUUGGGAAAGAGAGGAGACAAGGUGGACCAGAAGAGGGCGCUGUUUACUCUGAGGUGAAAACAGGAGCUGCAGACUCCACUCCAAUGUAUGCUGAGAUUGAUCCAAAAAAGAAAGCCAAGGAGAAAAAGGGAAAUCUGGGUCCUGCAGCAGCAGAGGCAGUAGUUUAUUCUGAAAUCAGAUCAGCUCCAGGUCUGAGGAACAACGCUGCCAUGUAGGCUGGAGGCUCUGAUGGUUUAUUCUCAUAUUUAGUCAAUGAGUCAAAAUAACUUCUUUGAUCACUCAGCAUUUUUAUCUCUGUCACACAAAGUCAGUGAGAGAAGCUGUAUUAAAUGUUCUGGCAUCCAUUUAAGCCAUAAAAUAAAAAUAUUUCAGAGUUUGUACAGUCUCUUAUAUCAAUAUCUACCAGUGAACUUCUGUUUAUAAUGAGCGCUCUGCUGCAGUUUCUUUUAAUUGUUUCAAAAUAACUUUCAUUGAAUUGUUUGACAUGCAGUAAUGUUUUUAAAACUUAUCUACUUUCUGUUAAUUUUCCAGUAAUGACUUCAGUAAUAUGCUCCAUUUUUCAGAAUAGAUGUGUGUGGUGCAUUUUAUUUAAAUUGAAGUCAAUGAAAUGAUGAAAAUUUAUGGUAAUAUUUGCCUUACUUACAGUUUAAGGAAUGGCUAAAUAAUCAGGGUUUGUUGUUGUUUUAGUUGUUUAAUCAGUCAUGUUUUUUGGCAUCAUAACCACAAACUAUGACUUAUGUAAGAUUUAAUUAUCCUUUAGACUCAUCAUUAUACUGCAU